Molecule: messenger RNA, 1843 nt
Organism: Raphanus sativus (radish)
Lineage: Eukaryota; Viridiplantae; Streptophyta; Magnoliopsida; Brassicales; Brassicaceae
Product: FBD-associated F-box protein At5g22730
Exons: 3
Coding region: 1261-1698 (145 amino acids)
Source: RefSeq, a predicted model, not a curated record
AAUCACCAACCCAGCUUGAGUUGUGUCCCGUUUGAAUUUCACAAAGGAGAGAGAGAGAGAGAGAGUGUUUGCAUUCACUUCAUCAUAUCUACUCUCUGUCUGACAUUCAUUACUCGUCUCUCCCAUUAACCCUAAACUUUACUCUUCAAGUGAGAGCUUAUCUCCGUUUCUGGCCGUUGAAUCUUCAAAAAAAACCUAAAACCCAUCAGGUCAUUUCUUCACACGUUCUUGGAUCCUUUCGUACUAUUGUUGGUUUUGGGUGUUGUGAAAAGAUCAUCCUUUUGAGUUUUUUUUUGGUAAAUGCAGAAUCUUUGCGUUCAAGGUGUGAUGGAGGAAAGAAAUUCGAAAGAGAGAGGAAGAUGCGUCGUUGAUACCUCCUCAAGCACAACAAGAGAGGAGGAUCUGAUAAGCAAGUUACCAGACGCUUUGAUCUCUAAAGUUCUGUCGUAUCUUUCGACAAAAGAAGCUGUCGGGACUAGUGUUCUGUCCAGUAGGUGGAAAAGUCUCUGGCUUUUCUUCAUCUCUGAGAUAGAUUUGGACACUUGUCAGUUCCGCUGCCUUUGUGAGUUUUAUGGAAAAGUUUCUAGCUUCCUCCAGGGUAGAGAAGCCAUGCUUGCACAAGGUCAAGCUCAUUGUUGAGGAUCUUUUUUGUUUAUCCUCCUUUUAUCACGCGGUGGAUAGAUCUCGUGGCAACACCUGAACUCGAGCAUCUUGAUCUCAAGUGUGAAAAUGUGCUUUCUGGGUAUUCUGGAGUGAUGAUGCCACUGAGCAUCUAUACAUGUUGUCCAAAGCUUCUUCACUUAAGGCUCCAUAGGGUGUUUGUGGGUACAUUUGAGUCCGUCUCCUUACCUUGUCUCAAGACUAUGCGUUUGGAAAACAAUACAUACGCCAGUGAAGCCUCUCUAGAGUUGCUUAUCUCAUCUUGUCCGGUUCUUGAAGAUUUCAGCUUUGUUAGAAAGCUUGAUUGUGGUAUAAAGGCUUUACGAGUGCACUCUAAGACAUUAACUAGUCUCAGUAUAAGAACUGGUGCCAUGAUUGAUUACAACGCCUUUCCUCCUCUUCUUGUACUCUCGAAUGAUCAUGAUAGUAGCGUGAGGGUUUUGAUUAAUGCCCCUAGGCUCAAGUAUCUGAAUCUCUCUGAUCACAUAUCCGAGUGUAAAUAUCAUAAGCAAUCUAGGUUCCUUAACCAAGGUCAACCUUGAUAGUUGUGGUGACUAUCUCCCUGAUCAUUUCUUCACCAGUAUCUCGCAAGUUAGGGAUAUGAAGAUCAUUCACUCAACUUUCAGGUUCAUCCUCAAGAUCAAGCCAUUGCCCCAAUUUUGCAACCUGUCAUGUUUGGAAGCAAAGCUUUACUUUUGGGAUAUGGAUAUCCUUCUACAGUUUCUUGAAAUCUGUCCCAAUCUAACAUCCCUCAUCUUGGAUCUGUCUCAUCCAUCGAUGUCGCUGAGACAAACAAGAUUCACGCAUGUGGCUGAGUGUUUGCUGUCAUCGCUCGAGUUUGUAGAGAUAGCAAGCCCUUUGGGAGGACUCCCUGUUGAAAUAGAACCUGUAAGGUACUUUGCAGAAAACUCGGUAGUCCUCAAGAAACUUUCUCUGCGUUUGAAACCUUCCAUGGAUGAAGAAGAUUCUGUCGCUUUAAGGGAUCUCCUCCUUGCAUUGCCAACGCUAUCUAGCGCCUGUGAGAUUGUGGUUUGUUGACCACUGUAAUAGCUUUUAUGGUUUUUGUCUAUGAUCAAAUGUGGACUUGUUAUUUGAUCGACUUUUCACUCUUUGAGACUUUAAAAAAAAAAAAAACAUUUUACUAGACAAUUGAAGAGACGAGAGAGCUGAGCCUUGAUGACUU